This is a messenger RNA of Larimichthys crocea (large yellow croaker), 5025 nucleotides long. RefSeq names its product actinin, alpha 4 (gene actn4). Gene Ontology annotation, molecular function: calcium ion binding; protein binding. Lineage: Eukaryota; Metazoa; Chordata; Actinopteri; Sciaenidae. The record is from RefSeq and is a predicted model, not a curated record. The transcript has 23 exons. Bases 247 to 2973 code for a protein of 908 amino acids.
GGCCGGUUCCUCCCCGCAGCCUCAGUCCAGAGGAAAGCUUUUCUUCUCGCAGCAGCAGCGGGAUUUUCUGCCUGCACACGCCGGAUAUUCAUCACAUUAAAAAACACUCCCGAGAGAAGAAGGACUGUUCCUGCCGUGUUUCCCUCCGCACCCCGCCUCUCUUAUUUUUUUCUGUUUUAUUUUUAUUCCCAGCCCCCUCUGACAGUCUGUGUCUGUCUGUGGCGCACUCAGGUUUCUUGUGCUGACAUGGUAGAUUAUCACGCUGCCAAUAACCAGUCCUCGGCCGCCGGGGUCUACAUGGAGCAAGAGAAUGACUGGGACCGGGACCUGCUGCUGGACCCGGCCUGGGAGAAACAGCAGAGGAAGACGUUCACGGCGUGGUGUAACUCCCACCUGCGGAAGGCCGGCACGCAGAUCGAAAACAUCGAGGAGGACUUCAGGGACGGACUCAAACUCAUGCUGCUGCUGGAGGUCAUCUCAGGCGAGCGGUUACCCAAGCCUGAGAGAGGCAAGAUGAGGGUCCACAAGAUCAACAACGUGAACAAAGCCCUGGACUUCAUCGCCAGCAAGGGAGUGAAGCUGGUCUCUAUUGGAGCAGAGGAAAUCGUGGACGGGAACGCCAAGAUGACCCUGGGAAUGAUCUGGACCAUCAUCCUCCGCUUCGCCAUCCAGGACAUCUCUGUAGAAGAGACCUCUGCGAAGGAGGGUCUUCUUUUGUGGUGCCAGAGGAAGACUGCUCCCUACAAGAAUGUCAAUGUGCAGAACUUCCACAUUAGCUGGAAGGACGGCCUCGCCUUCAACGCUCUGAUCCACAGACACAGACCUGAUCUCAUCGAUUACGACAGCCUCAGAAAGGAUGACCCUGUGACCAAUCUGAACAACGCCUUCGAGGUGGCUGAGAAGCACCUGGACAUCCCCAAGAUGUUGGACGCAGAAGACAUUGUGAACACGGCUCGUCCAGAUGAGAAAGCCAUAAUGACUUAUGUGUCCAGUUUCUACCAUGCCUUCUCUGGAGCACAGAAGGCUGAAACAGCCGCAAAUCGUAUCUGCAAAGUGCUCGCUGUCAACCAGGAGAACGAGCUGAUGAUGGAGGACUACGAGAAACUGGCCAGCGAGCUGCUGGAGUGGAUCCGUCGUACCAUCCCCUGGCUGGAGAACCGAACCCAAGAGAAGACUGUAAAUGACAUGCAGGCCAAACAGGAGGACUUCAGAGACUACCGCUGCGUCCACAAACCACCCAAGGUCCAAGAGAAAUGUCAGCUGGAGAUCAGCUUCAACACUCUGCAGACUAAACUGAGACUCAGCAACAGACCUGCCUUCAUGCCAUCAGAGGGACGCAUGGUGUCUGAUAUUAACGGAGCGUGGCACACCCUGGAAGGAGCAGAAAAGGGCUACGAAGAGUGGAUCCUCAGCGAGAUCAGACGUCUGGAGAGACUGGAACAUCUGGCAGAGAAGUUCCACCAGAAAGCUGCCAUCCAUGAAUCCUGGACCGAUGGUAAGGAGGCCAUGCUGACCCAGAAAGACUACGAGACUUCCACCCUGUCAGAAGUCAAAGCGUUGCUACGGAAACACGAGGCCUUUGAGAGCGACCUGGCUGCCCAUCAGGACAGAGUGGAGCAGAUCGCCGCCAUCGCACAGGAACUCAACGAGCUGGACUACUACGACUCUGCCACCGUCAACGCUCGCUGCCAGAAGAUCUGUGAUCAGUGGGACGUCCUGGGAGCCCUCACCCAGAGCCGCAAGGAGUCACUGGAGAGGACGGAGAAGCAGCUGGAGUCGAUAGAUGAGCUGUACCUGGAGUACGCCAAGAGAGCGGCACCCUUCAACAACUGGAUGGAGGGAGCCAUGGAGGACCUGCAGGACAUGUUCAUCGUCCAUAAUAUCGAGGAGAUCCAGGGUCUGAUCACAGCCCACGAGCAGUUCAAGUCCACCCUGCCAGAGGCCAACAAGGAGCGAGAGGCCAUCCAGGCCAUCCAGGCGGAGGUGCAGAAGAUCGCCCAGAGCAACGGCAUCAAGCUGAGCGGAGCGAACCCGUACACCACCAUCACACCUGAGAGCAUCGACAGCAAAUGGGAAAAGGCGAUGGCCAUGGUACCUCUGCGUGACACCGCCCUACAGGAUGAGCUUAACAAGCAGAACAACAACGACACACUGAGAGCCAAGUUCGCCACUCAGGCCAACGCAGUCGGCGCCUACAUACAGGCCAAGAUGGAGGAAAUUGGCAGGAUAUCCAUUGAGAUGAACGGCACUCUGGAGGACCAGCUGACCAACCUGAAGGAGUACCAGAAGACCAUCAUGUCUUACAUGCCUGAAAUUAACAAGCUGGAGGGAUCCCACCAGCUCAUCCAGGAGGCCCUCAUCUUCGACAACCAGUACACUUCCUACACAAUGGAGCACCUCCGCGUGGGCUGGGAGCAGCUGCUGACCACCAUCGCCAGAACCAUCAACGAGGUCGAGAACCAGAUCCUGACGCGUGAUGCUAAGGGCAUCAGCCAGGAGCAGCUCUACGAGUACCGCGCCUCCUUCAACCACUUUGACAAGACUUUACAAGGGGGUGAGAGAAGAGCCAAACGUGACCACAGCGGGGCCCUCAUGGCCGAGGAGUUCAAGGCCUGUUUGAUCAGUCUGGGCUACGAUGUGGAGAACGACAAGCAGGGCGACACCGAGUUUGCUCGCAUCAUGGGCAUCGUUGACCCCAAUGGCAGCGGCGCCGUCACCUUCCAGGCCUUCAUUGACUUCAUGUCCAGGGAAACGACCGACACGGACACAGCAGACCAGGUCAUCGCCUCCUUCAAGAUCCUGGCCGCUGAUAAGAACUACAUCACGGCCGAGGAGCUGAGGAGGGAGCUCCCUCCGGACCAGGCAGAGUACUGCAUUGCCCGCAUGGCGCCCUACACGGGGCCGGAUGGCGUCCCCGGAGCCCUCGACUACAUGUCCUUCUCCACCGCCCUGUACGGAGAGAGCGACCUGUAGAGGAGGCAAGAGGAAGAGGAGGGCUGGACAGACAAGGGAGGGAGAGGAGGAAGAGGGGAGGGAGGGAGAGAGUUCUUCUGUCAGGAGGCGAGCGUUUGGAGUGAGCGGUGUUUGAGGUGCCCCUGCGUGUGCCGGUUUAGAAGUGAUCAUAAAUGUUUCAGCCUGAGCUCGUUGAUUGAACUGUAGUUAGCUUUGGCCUCAGCUCCGUUAACAGAUCGAGGGUCCGUUUGUCGUAAAGUUUAUAUGAACAGGCAUAUCCAGGGGCAGCUGCUCUGUAGUGUGGGUCCUUAGCUUCACCCUCUCUGCCUUUGUGGGAUCAAACAGGGGAGGGACGGUUAGGACUGGGGGGGGGGACACAAGCUAAUCUGAUACUUAUGCUAAUUUUUGUUUAUUUUAUUAUAAUUUUUUCUUCUUGCCAGUAGGUUCAGGGCAUGGGGGCGGGGCGGGCGGGGCGGUGUGGGGUUUGACGUGGCAACUGGCGAGGUUUGUGUAUUAGAUCCUAGAGAGAUAUAUGCUGCGGGGUCAGGAGGGCGGAGGGGGGAGGGGGGUGUUGACCAACCAGAGAUAAAAUGACAUAUUUACCCAUAAUUCUCAUGUUGCUGGAUAAGGUGACCUGUCUAACCUCAGCUCUUUUCCUCCUCCUGUCUUCGUUUAUUUCUUUGUUUGUUUAUUUUCUGGAGCAGACGGGCGGGUGUCAGGGUGGGGUCGGGUGGGGUCGGGUGGGGACGAUGGGAGGGGCGGGACUCAGCGCUGUACAUACUUAUUUUUUCAGUGCGAAGGACGACACACACAGUCCCAGCUGUCGAGAAUAAUCGAUCACAGGCGAGACAUUUAUUAAAAAAAUCAACAAAAUGACACAAACAGAAAUUCGAAGCAGUUUGACCAGCGGGAAGGUUUCGAGCUUCAGAUUUUCUUUUCAGGAUUUUCUUUUCUUUUGCAAUUUAAAAAAAAAAAAAAACUCGUCAUGGAACAAGUUGGUAGCCGUGAAGCUGAGGUUUGUGUACCUAAAGGCCUUCUUCUGUAUAAAUCCCACGAUGGCCAACACCAUAAUCAUCCACUAAUAUUUGCUUCUGUGAAACUAUUCUCCUCCUGGGCUCGUUUGGCAUCCGGUGCUUAUUUAAAUACAAACGAAACAUUUAUACGAUAGAGAGACUGUAGUAGUAAAAGUUAGAACAGUUUUAUAUACAGAAAGCACGUACACACACUCACACACAGAAAUAUAUACGUCAUGUUUAGGAGGCAUUUUGAUUGGUUGAAUGAAGGUUCUUGCACUUCCUGGCUUUUUAGGGUUACCGUGGUAACGUGCAGUGGACAGAUCAGAUGUGAUUUUUGGAUGAAAUGAAAUAAAUAAAUAAAUAAAUGUGCCUGUUGGUGGCUGCAGUCCUGUCCCCCCUCCAUCUCCAUCUCCAUCUCUCUCACUUUGUCCCUACCUCACUCUCCCACCUCCUCCCCCUUCUCUCCCUCACCCCUCCGCCCCCUCCCCAUUUGUCUCUGAAGAAAAGGGAAAUGACAUUUUACUGCAAAGAACGAGCAGAGUGAAGAUCAGAGAGGGGUGAUGUCAUGUAAACAUUCCAUUAUGUGCAAAUAAAAUCUUUUAAAAAGGAAAUUGUUAUGUAAAAAAAAAAAAAGAAGAAAAAAACUAUGCAAUCAUAACGUGUUCAAUAUCUGCGUUCUGGGAAAGUCGUGGUCAUCAAUCAGGCCCUUAGUGAGAGAGCUCCCUGUCUAAAUUUAAUGAUUUCUCCAGUGUUUGUCGGCUGUUAGAGGGGGAGGAGGGGGAGACGGGGGAGACGGGGAGGGACAGACAGGGAAAGAACUGAGAAGAAGAGACUCGGACCAAAAGCUUGUUUCUUUCUUUCUUUCUUUUUUUUUCUUUCUCUUUUUUUUUUCCCUGCAAGCUCGGAGAGAAAAGAAACGAACUCUGGAAUUGUGAUUUUCCUUUUUUUGUACUCUUUAAUAUCAAACCUUAUCUGCUGUACUGGAAACUGCAACGCCUUCUGUCUCUAAUGAUAAGUGAGUUUCACAAAGCACACAUAAAAGUUUCCUUACAAAAUA